Molecule: messenger RNA, 1926 nt
Organism: Emiliania huxleyi CCMP1516
Lineage: Eukaryota; Haptophyta; Isochrysidales; Noelaerhabdaceae
Exons: 8
Coding region: 13-1926 (637 amino acids)
Biological process (GO): regulation of DNA double-strand break processing
Cellular component (GO): site of double-strand break; nucleus
Molecular function (GO): protein binding
Source: RefSeq, a predicted model, not a curated record
ACAGGGCCAGCCAUGCCAGAAGACGGCCCGAGGAUCGACGUGCGACGGGAGGGCGCCGUGCUGGGCAGCGUCGCGCUGAGCGGGGCCAAGCGCCGGUGGCUCAUCGGCCGCUCGCUCGACGCGGACCUCGUCGUCAACCAUCCUAGCGUCUCGCGCUCGCACGCGGCGAUCACCGAGGAGGGCGGCGCGUUCUUCGUGACUGACCUGGGCUCAGCGCACGGCACCAAGGUCGCUGGCACGCCGCUCGCGCCGCAGCAGCCCUUCCGCCUCUUCGACGGCCUGCCAAUCACGGUUGGCGGCGCGACGCGCACUCUCGUCCCCGUCGGCACCGUCGCGGCGCUCGGCGCUGCUCUCGUGCUGUCGGCGCACGCGAAGACGGUGACAUGCCUCGCGCUCGACCGCGCGGGCAACCGGCUCGUCACGGGCGGGUCGGACUCGGACCUCUACUUUUGGGACUACGCCGGCAUGACGCGAGAGCUGAGGCCGUUCCGGCACAUCGCCGAGCCGCUGGGCGCGUACCAGGUUCGCUCGAUCUCCUACUCCCCAAACUGCGACCGCGUCGCGGUGGCGGGCUCGUCCAACCAGCCGGUCAUCCUCGACCGCGACGGGCGCAAGCUCGCAACGAUGAUGAAAGGCGACAUGUACAUCCGCGACAUGCGGCACACGCGCGGACACGUCGCGGCGUGCACGGCUGCGGCGUGGCACCCCUCGGAGCACGAGACGCUGGCGACGGCGUCGGAGGACGGCACUGUGAGGCUGUGGGACGUGGAGGUCGCCGCCGCGCGUGGCAACGACGCCUCCUCGCUCAACGUGCAGAGCGGCCAGCGGGCGGUCUACGUGCUGCGCGACGCCAAGGGCGUCAAGACGCCGUGCACCGCCGCCUCGUGGGCCCCCGACGGCAGCGCGAUCCUGUCGGCCGGCCGCGACGGCUCGAUCCAGCUGUGGGAGAUGCGCGCCAAGCCAUACCAGCCCGUGCAGCUGGCGAUGCGCGCCACGCCGCGCUCCGAGUACAUCGCAGACAUCAGCAAGCCGACGUCUGCGGCGCGCGCGGCCCAUGCGGCGGGAGAGGACAUCUCGAGCCUCACCUGGCGGAGGGACGGCGUCACGUUCGCCUCCCGCUCGACGGAUGGGUGCCUCAAGCUGUGGGACACGCGGCGGCUCGACGCGCCCCUCGCCGCGUGGGGCGACUUGCCUGCGCUGCUGCCGAUGACCGGAUGCGACUUCUCGCCCGACGGCUCGGUGGUGGUCACGGGCACGUCCGUCAAGCGCGGCUCGGGCGCCAAGCCGACGCUCGCCUUCUUCUCGACGCGCACGCUGAGCCGGAUCGCGACGCUGGAGGUUGACGGCGCGAGCGUGGUGCCUCUGCUGUGGCACCCGCGCCUCAACCAGAUCGUGAUCGGAAACGCCGACGGCAAGGCGUACACGCUGUACGACCCGACCGUCUCCGAGAAGGGCGCUCUCUUCUGCUCCGUCAAGGCGGCGCCCAAGCGGGGGAUGCUCUCCUACUCGGGGGAGGGCUUCUCAAAGGCGAUGCAGAUCAUCACGCCGCACGCGCUGCCAAUGUACCGCGAGGAGAACGACGACCACCGCAAGAAGCGCCAGAAGGACCGCGCGGACCCGCUCAAGUCGCGCAAGCCGGAGCAGGUGCUGACCGGUCCGGGCCACAACGGCAAGCUCAGCGUCGGCUACCAGCAGGCGCUGCUCGCGACCAUGUCUGGAGGCACGUCCGGCCUCACCGGCACAAAGGACAAGAUCGCCGCCUUCCAGAACGAGGACCCGCGCGAAGAGCUGCUCAAGUACGCAAAGAUCGCCGAGGAGCAGCCGCUGUACGUCACGCCCGCCUACUCUCACAACCAGCCGACCGGCGCCGACCCGACGGCGGGCACGUACCCCAAGUUCGCAAAGACGGACGACGGCUUCUAUUAG